Messenger RNA from Ictidomys tridecemlineatus (thirteen-lined ground squirrel), 1764 nucleotides. Lineage: Eukaryota; Metazoa; Chordata; Mammalia; Rodentia; Sciuridae. The record is from RefSeq and is a predicted model, not a curated record.
AUAGAAACGCCCCGGCCGGCGCGGCGGCGCGCGGGGCGGGCUCUCGGGCUCCCGGAGGCAGCGGCUAGCGUUCGGGAGUCUCCGAGCCCCCCCGUCGUUGGGCUCUAGCCAAGGGUCUCUGGCGGUUCGUGAGGCAAGAUGUUGAGGCGCAGCCUGGAAAACCGGGACGCUCAAACCAGACAACUGCAAGAUGCUGUCACAAAUGUGGAGAAGCAUUUUGGAGAGCUGUGCCAAAUCUUUGCUGCUUAUGUACGGAAAACUGCCAGACUGAGAGACAAAGCAGACCUCCUGGUGAAUGAAGUCAACGUGUAUGCCUCUACAGAGACCCCAAAUUUAAAGCAGGGCCUGAAAAACUUUGCUGAUGAGUUUGCUAAACUUCAGGAUUAUCGGCAAGCAGAGGUUGAAAGACUUGAAGCCAAAGUAGUUGAACCUUUGAAAGCUUAUGGAACCAUUGUAAAAAUGAAACGGGAUGACCUGAAAGCAACACUAACAGCAAAGAAUCGAGAAGCUAAGCAGUUAAGUCAAUUAGAAAGAACACGGCAACGAAACCCAUCUGAUCGACAUAUAAUUUCACAGGCAGAAUCUGAAUUACAGAGAGCAACAAUGGAUGCUACCCGAACAACUCGUCAUCUGGAGGAAACUAUUGACAAUUUUGAAAAACAGAAAAUCAAGGAUAUAAAGAAUAUAUUUUCAGAAUUUAUCACAAUUGAAAUGUUAUUUCAUGGCAAAGCUUUAGAGGUCUAUACUGCUGCCUACCAGAAUAUACAAAAGAUUGAUGAGGAUGAAGAUCUAGAGGUUUUCCGAAAUUCUCUGUAUCCACAAGAUUAUUCAUCUCGUUUAGAUAUUGUAAGAGCAAAUUCAAAAUCACCUUUGCAGAGAUCACUGUCUACUAAGUGUGUAUCUGGAACAGGACAGAUAGCUACCUGUCGGCUAAGAAAGGAUCAACAAGCAGAUGACGAUGAUGAAGAUGAUGACGACUUAGAUGUUACAGAAGAAGAAAAUCAAUUUUAAGUAAACCUUAUUUCCAUUUUCAUCUUAAAUGACUUGAAAUUCUGGAUUACUAAACUGUAAAACUUUAUAUUCAGUUGAUGGGUUUCACCUCAAAAUGAAAUCCUACUAAAAUGGAAAAAUAAUUAAAGAAAUUUAUGCUCACCAAAAAUGAAGGUUUUAAAAAAUGAUAUACCCUAGUCAUUUCAACAUUCUACCCUAGUGUUAUGUGAUUUUUUUAAUAUAAGUUCCAGUAAAAAAAAAAUAUGUAUUUCAAAACAUUUCAGAUUAAUUCACUAUACCUAGUUGAAGUUGCAACAAUAGAUAAAAAGAAAAAAAAAGAUUUUAACAAUUCUUCAUGGCUUCUUUUUAAGACUCCCUGUUUUCAACACCAGAAAAGGUAUGAUUACAAAUUCUACUUCAUAAAGCCUUAAAUAAAAAGCUUUUUUUCUCUUUUACCUUUAUUAAAACCUAUGUGUCAUUUGAUAUGUAAAUUUACAGUUUUCAACAAGAGUGUAAUCAAAUACAAUAAAGGUACUGAGGCAUUAUGACAAUAGGUUUUACAAGUGUCCAUAAAGCUUAUAUUUUAGUCUUAAACAAAAGUGCUAUCAUACCAAACAAUUAUAUGUGGUACUGCAAUUUGGAAAAAAAAGUAACUUUUUGGAAUGUUGCCUUGUCUUGGAACACCAUGCAUCACUAAAAAACUCUUUAAAAUUUUUGCCAAGCUAUAAUCUAGUUAAUGAAUUAUGACCUAAAAUAUAAAAAAUUUAAUCAGAA